Messenger RNA from Epithele typhae, 2715 nucleotides. RefSeq lists its product as uncharacterized. The record is from RefSeq and is a predicted model, not a curated record. NCBI's taxonomy places the organism in Eukaryota, Fungi, Basidiomycota, Agaricomycetes, Polyporales, Epitheliaceae. The transcript is spliced from 9 exons. Bases 1 to 2715 code for a protein of 904 amino acids.
AUGGCAGAUGAAGCCUAUGAAUUUCUCCUCAAUGGAAAUCCUCCGCCCAGAACCAGCGACUCGUGCACAAACUGUCGUCUCCACGGGAAUUAUACCCUUCUUAACGAUCCUCUUGCGCGUUACCGAUGCAACGACUGCGUCCACCACCCAAACCUCUGUGCAGAAUGCGCCAUCUCUGCUCACGUGCUCUGUACUUACCACCGUCUGCUUCGCUGGGAUGCACUUGAGGGUACGUGGCUGCCCACCGACGUUUUCGAGCUGGGCUUCGUCCUCCAUCUCAGUCACGCGCCCGGAGAGGUUUGCAAGUCUAAGGAUGCCCAUAAGCGAGGCAUUACCAUUGUCCAUGAGCACGGCAUCAUCGCGCGUGCGACGGUCCAGUUCUGUCAGUGCACGUACUUGUCCUACCCCCUACAACUUCUUCAACACGGACUCUUCCCUGGAACCUGGGACGGCUGGCCACAGACCGCGUACACGCUUCAAGCGCUUGAGGUCUUCGAACACCAACUCCUGCAAGCACAAUCCAGCGUUCACGACAUAUACCUGAUCCUUCGUCGACUGACCAACAGGUUUGUGCCGGGCAAGGUGAAGGAUCGCGAGAGGGAACUGGUGCAGACCCUGCGCGAGUAUGGGUACCUCCAAUGCUGCAUGCGACACGGACGAAAACCCGGUGCCCCUUUCCAACACAACGCCAUGGUCACUCUCUGCUCCGCCUGUCCAAAUCCCGGGAAGAACAUGCGUAAGAACUGGGAGUUCAGAGAUCGGAAGUUCAGGUUCUUGGACGAAUGGUUCCUCGAGGGCGACGGGUGUUUUCGACAACACCUGCGACCCAAACCGACCGACGCUCGCGACAGGAGGUAUUGUGGCGACGUAUCAUACUUCACGAGUUCCUCGGACGUCGAAAGGCAUCUAGCUCGCGUUGGAGACAAGGACAAAGAGCCCGAGGACUGUCAUAACUUCAAGGCAAGCGGCCACGGCGGUUACACGGGCCCGGUGACAGGCGUGAUCGCAAUGGUAUGCCGUCAUGGCCUCGUGGCUGGUGGUAGCGCUAUCAAUUUGAACAAGGGUGAAAGAUUCGCUUACAUCCACCUCGCCUUGGUGUCGGCCUCACAAUCCCUUCAGUCGCUCAAGACCGUAAAGCUCUGGUAUGACGUCGGAUGCAACCUGAGUGUCAACCUGAAGAAGCGCGUUGAGGAGAUCCAGGAGCACGCCGAGCAGCUAUCGACGAUCGCGAAGACCGGCGUGUUUCCAGACAUCGAGACGAUGAUCGGUGACUUCCACAUUCGAGCUCAUAAGGAGGACUGCCACACGAAACUAAACUCCAUGUUCCGCUUCGGGGCGGCGCGCACGGGGGGCGAGGAGUGCGAACAGGUAUGGUCUGGCCUCAACAAUAUCUCCAACCGAACCAAGGAGAUGAACAACGCGAACCGCGAGGACACCCUCGCACUUGCUCUCGACGACAUGAACCAGUGCAAGAUAUUCAACAUGAACCGCUUCCUGGUGAAAUGUCACAACAAAGCCGUCAUUCGGGAAGCGGCCCAUAGCGCGUUCCUCAAAUCCUUAGAGGCGACAAUUCCCCAGGAUAUCCUGCGCGUUUGGCGUGACGAGCUUGACGUGUGGCUGCAGGAGAUUAUUGAUCCGGCGAAACACCGGUCAAUCCUCAAUCCUUUCGUCCCGAAGGUCGCACACGGUCAGACAGGCGCGUUCAUAACCCUAAAUUCUGCAUAUACUCAUGGGAAAUUCGACAGACCUUUCGUUCUUCCUCUCGGCCGCGGCCUUGAAGCCACCCGUCGCCUCGAUUCCACCAGGGGAAAUGAACGAGUGGAGUCACAAAUUGAACUACUGGAUGCGGGCAACAGUGGCAACACGAAACACCGCAAGGCUUGCAUGGCCCGCGCCGAGGCGUUUCUGAAGAAGUCUGCCGCCUGUUUGAAGCGUUAUAACCAAGCGUUCGGCUCUGACAUUCAGCAAGCUAUCCAUGAAUGUCUUCGAACUGAAGGCGACGGCCUCCCCCCGCACUUUCCCCAAUUGCAAGCUGUUGAUAUCCUGCUCCCUUCUAACUGCCACUUCGCGUUGCGCACGCAUCCUCUCCUGGAAGCUGCCGCAUGCCUUGAACGCGCGGUCCGCGAGGCUCAGGCGUCGGAGGCGCUGAACAACGUGCGCAAGGCAGUGGUUCUGAGUCACUCCAUCAACGAUCUCCGCGACGACGACCCGCAAGGCCAUCACAAGCGCCGCCACCGGUCGGCACACUCCAACCCCACUCCUAGACCUAAGCCGAUGCCCUUGAACUCGGCAGUGCUCGACGCUCGGGCCACGUACAAUCGCUUCCGCACCCUUCUGCUCCGACUAGGAAUGCCGCCCAACGACCCCGAGUAUCGUGUUCUCCAAAACGUUGACCUCAGACACUUCACAGUGCUUCACAGUCAGCGAAACGCGGGGGAUACUCAAAGGGUGCCUAGUUGGCUAUGGUCCACUGCAACUUGGGCUCGUGACUUCGCCAAUGCCGACCAGGAAGCUUUUGCGGUUGCUAAGCUCAAGGUGUUCUGGUUCAUCUCGCGAUCGGCACGGGAUCGUUGGGGAGAGGAAGUACAUCUUCGCUGCGAGGAGAUGUAUCGGACGCUUCAAAUGUGGACCGUCGAGAGACAACGGUGGCGGGACUCAGCCAUACAGUUGGAUAUUGCUGGGGACGAGGGCGCGGCGGUAUAUCAUCGAGGGUGA